This is a messenger RNA of Debaryomyces fabryi, 2778 nucleotides long. RefSeq names its product tubulin-dependent ATPase (gene KIP3). The transcript has a single exon. Gene Ontology annotation, biological process: microtubule-based movement. NCBI's taxonomy places the organism in Eukaryota, Fungi, Ascomycota, Pichiomycetes, Serinales, Debaryomycetaceae. Gene Ontology annotation, molecular function: microtubule binding; ATP binding; microtubule motor activity. Bases 1 to 2778 code for a protein of 925 amino acids. The record is from RefSeq and is a predicted model, not a curated record.
AUGAAUGCAACUGGUACUGUGGCUUCAUCGUCUGGAUUGAAUAGUUCAAGAGAAUCGUCUAUUACAGUGGCUGUUAGGGUUAGGCCGUUCACUCCUGGUGAAGAAAAUAAUCUCAUAAAGUCAAAUAAUGAAGAUUUUUUUCUUGGGGAUGGAUCAUUGAGUGUCAACAAUGCUUCUGAUACCCCAUCAAAAAAGUCAAACUUGAUGCCUAGAGGCAUUCGAAAAAUUAUAAAUGUUGUGGAUGAUAGAAUGUUGAUAUUUGAUCCGCCCGAGACCAACCCGUUAAUACAGAUGCAAAAAAAUGCCUUCCCUAAUACAAAGGUCACUUCUAGGAUACGAGAACAUCGGUUUGUGUUUGACAAGUUAUUUGACGUACAAGCGACGCAAGAGGACGUAUAUAACAACACCACCAGACCAUUAUUGGAUAGUGUUUUGGAUGGUUUCAAUGCGACUGUCUUUGCAUAUGGUGCAACAGGUUGUGGUAAGACGCAUACAAUUCUGGGUACACCUCUUGAUCCGGGAGUAAUAUUUUUGACUAUGAAGCAAUUAUACGAGAAAAUCGAAGGAUUAACUGAUACUAAGAUCUUUGACGUCAGCAUGUCCUUCUUAGAAAUCUAUAAUGAAACUAUACGAGAUUUGCUUAAUCCAGAAACUCACUUCAAGCGACUAGUUUUAAGAGAGGAUGCAAAUAAGAAAAUAUCUGUUUCAAAUUUGCUGUCACAUAAGCCAAAGUCCGUUGAAGAAGUUAUGGAUUUAAUACUUAUUGGUAACCAAAAUAGGACUUGCUCACCUACAGAAGCCAAUGCUACGUCGUCAAGGUCGCAUGCAGUGCUUCAGAUUAAUGUAGUUCAAAAGAAUAGAACUGCGGAUAUAAGUGAAGAGCAUACUUAUGCUACAUUAUCAAUCAUUGAUUUAGCUGGAAGUGAAAGAGCGGCUGCCACUAAGAAUCGAGGAGCGAGAUUGAAUGAAGGUGCAAACAUCAAUAAAUCCUUGUUAGCAUUGGGUAACUGCAUAAAUGCAUUAUGUGAUCCAAGAAGAAGAAAUCAUGUUCCCUAUAGAGACUCUAAACUCACUAGAUUGCUCAAAUUUUCAUUAGGCGGUAAUUGCAAGACAGUGAUGAUUGUCUGUGUGUCACCCCUGUCCCAACAUUAUGAUGAAACAUUAAAUACAUUGAAAUAUGCAGAUAGAGCGAAAGAAAUUAAAACAAAACUUAUAAGAAAUCAGCACAACCUUGAUAGGCAUGUUGGCUCUUACUUAAAAAUGAUUACUCAACAAAAGCAAGAAAUAGAAGAUUUAAGAGCUAGAGAGUUGAAAGUAGUUGAACUGACUAUUGCAAAGCAAAAUUUAUUGAGCCAAAAGUGUCUUAAUGUUACCAUGGAUAAUAUAUCUAAUUUAAAAGUAUCUUUGGCCAAACAGCAUCAGGAGAAAUGGAAGAAGUAUUUCUUUUUAGCUAAGAGAAAGCUACUUUUACUUCAAAAACUUGAAAUAGAAUCGUUGACGAAAUAUCUCCACAAAUUGACCAAGAGUGGAAAUAUUCAUGGCAUAAAUAACAUUAUGAGUUUAUCAGAGCAAUUGAUUUCCAAAAUAACUACUGGCAUAUCAGAUUUAGAGACCCAAUAUUCUAGACCAAAUGAAAUCGAUUAUAUUUUUAAUGAAUCCACACUGCAAAUGUUAAAGAAACUAAGAGAACAAGAAGGAUGGUCGGAUAAUAAUACUGUCGUAUUUGAUUCUCUAGUCGCAUGUUUGAAAGAUUCACUAGAAAGAGAAAUACUAUUUAAUUCGUCUAUUUUGUUCGACCAUCUUGUUCACGAAAUACGAGGUUUCGAUUUCUUUCCGAGAAGCUUCACGGAUAUGUUGGCUGCCUACACUAACUCUGAUAAGGAGAAUCUUAAUGAGUAUACGACAGCCAGUUUGAAAACUGCAAUAGAUGGCCUUGCUAAGGCCUUAGAACAAAUUCUAGAAGGCGAAUAUGAUGCUGCCAUUGAAAACACCACAUCAUCAUUUAUGCAAAGAAAAUUGAAAGAACAAGAAAUACUAACAAACAAUACCAAUAAUCAUGUUAUUAAUACAUCCAUAAACUUGCCGAAACCUAGAGAUUGCAAGCGGGGAUCUAAUUCACCAUUGAAAUCCUCUCCUCCGAGAGAUUUCAAGAAAUCUAUAACCAGGAAGAAUUCUUCGAGUAUUUCGGCGGCCAUGCUACAGAAACUGGGUAAAAAAGUUCGUUGGGACGUUCCUAAUCAAGAUUCUACAUUGGCUGAGAGUGAUAUUAGCAUAGAUGAACAAAAUACCAUACUCAAGAGUGAUUGUGAAGAUGAUUCACCUAUAGGAAAUAAUGUUAUUGAUAAGACUAAUAUGAUCGAUGAUUUGGAUCUACAAUUCGACCCAACGCUCGAUUCACCGCCUUUGGCUCAACUACUUAAAGACAACAUGAAUCGAAGCCUAAUGGCAGACUUAAGUAAGAGUAGAAACAAGCAUCGGAAGUUUCAGCCCCUAACCAAUCGUAAAUUAUCAACAAAUGAAAAUAAUGAACCAUUAACCAAGCUUCCAUUAUUAAAUAAACAGGCAAGCACCAAGAUAACGAACUCGACGCAAGCAUCUACGCCAAAAGAGAUUACCGAAUCGACCCCAACGUAUCUUCCUGUAACUCAAACGAACACUAAGAUAAAAAUGAACUCGUUAGGGGCCCCAUCUAGGGUAAUCAAUAGAUAUAACACAUAUGUGGAAGAUGACGAGGAUUCUAGAGAUAUAGAGAGCAAUGGAUCCGAGAAAGUCGAGUAG